AUGAUGAUAGCGAUGAUGAUAAUGAUGGGCUUUGAUGUUGAAAUAUUCUUUGGGCUCACAAGAGGCAAUGAUAGCACAACUGUUGUUGUUGUUGCUUGGAGAAAACAUGUUUUUGUGCCCACUUACAGAAAGUACUUCUCCUGUACCGACGUUAAGCAGGAAAAAAAAGGAUGCAGUACCUUUUCUUCUGCUCCAAGACCUUCUUGUGUAUCGAGUUCGAUGAUCAUGUAUCGGUCGGCAAUCUUCCAGGUACAUAACAUCAUCUGUGCCUGCUUUGUGCCUUGCCGUUGUUCUCAAGUACAGUGUGAAGUAACUGCGGUCCGGGAUACGUGUGUUCCUGAGAGACGUAAUCUAGAAGGGAGAGGAAUUGUUUGGUUUGGCGAGUCAAGCGGACCGAUAGAUCUCGAUGCUUGCCCUUGA
Messenger RNA from Neurospora tetrasperma FGSC 2508, 420 nucleotides. RefSeq lists its product as uncharacterized. The coding region runs from base 1 to 420 and encodes 139 amino acids. The record is from RefSeq and is a predicted model, not a curated record. Lineage: Eukaryota; Fungi; Ascomycota; Sordariomycetes; Sordariales; Sordariaceae. The transcript has 3 exons.